This is a messenger RNA of Mytilus trossulus (common blue mussel), 2096 nucleotides long. Its product is annotated as tachykinin-like peptides receptor 99D. Gene Ontology annotation, cellular component: plasma membrane. The coding region runs from base 468 to 1625 and encodes 385 amino acids. The transcript has 5 exons. Gene Ontology annotation, biological process: G protein-coupled receptor signaling pathway. Gene Ontology annotation, molecular function: tachykinin receptor activity. The record is from RefSeq and is a predicted model, not a curated record. Lineage: Eukaryota; Metazoa; Mollusca; Bivalvia; Mytilida; Mytilidae.
UUACCAGUUCAAUUGUAUUUUACUGUCGCUGGAGGUAUUUUUAUUUGUCUCUCAAUGUAUAUAGAUAAGUAACACUUAAUUAGCGUGUUUAGUAUACAAGAUACAGAGCUACAGAUGUUUGCUAAUUGGAAGACGAGUGAAAAAGAUACAUUUAUUAUAUAUUGAGAGAAGAAAUUAGAAAACAUCACCUCUUCAGCAUGAACAUAUGAAUUUAGAUUUAAAACACGUUAUUCCUUCUUAAGGCAUUUAUUUAUAUAUCAUUAAACAUAUUUUACAUAACAUUUGACUGAAGGAAAUAGUAUUAGACUUAAAAACUAUAAUAACACUUUCCGUCAUCAGUGCGUCUAUCGAACGUUUAUUGGAAAGUAAGCCAGAAGCCACACAUGUGCAUAGUAUCACAAGAAAUGCAGAAAUUUCUAUUUUAAAGUUUUAAUCCAGCAACCUCCGUAAACGAACUUGAACAAACUAUGGCUAAUAUCACUAACCAAGCAAUGUUGAACCACACUGAGUAUGGAAAUAUGUUUUGGCUUCCGUGGUGGCAACAAUUUCUUUUCAUAACGGCAUUUAUAAUUCUUAUUCUGGUGGCAGCAGUGGGCAAUUUAGUUGUAAUAUGGAUAGUUUUGGCGCACAAACGUAUGAGGACCGUGACAAAUUAUUUCUUAGUCAACUUAGCAGUAGCUGAUGCUUUGAUUUCAAUUCUGAACACAUUGUUCACUUCAACUUUUCUCAUGUACCAGGAUUGGUGGUACGGAAAUAUAUGGUGCAAAUUUACUAUGUUUAUAUCUAUUUGUACAGUAGUUGCAAGUGUCCUGACACUUAUGGCGAUCGCAAUAGAUAGGUACAUGGCUAUUAUACAUCCUCUACGUCCACGACCAACACGAAGAGUAGUUCUUGCUAUUUUGUGUAUAUGGACAGUAUCUAUAGCUCUAGCCUUGCCAAACCUGAUGUAUGGAACACUUAUAACGUACCCUAAUAUAACACAAAAAACCUGUGGGCCAGUAUGGUCAGAUGGAACACCUGCGGAAAGCAAAAUUGAUUUCUGGUACAAUGUAGUAAUCAUAAUAGUAUCUUAUGUGAUACCGAUGGCUAUACUGAUAUUAGCUUAUAGUAGAAUUGGUAAAGAAUUGUGGGGUCAUAGGGCGAUUGGAGAAAAUACACAACUACAGUAUGACCGGAUACAGUCCAAACGAAGGGUUGUAAAAAUGAUGAUUUUUGUGGUGAUUGUGUUUGGUGUCUGCUGGUUACCAUAUCAUCUGUACUUUCUGUUGGCAUCAUCAGUUCCAGAUAUUACGUUGGCCGAAAACGUACAACAAAUAUAUCUGGUGAUUUAUUGGAUAGCAAUGAGUAACUCUAUGUACAACCCCAUUAUAUACUGUUGGAUGAAUGAAAGAUUUCGUUCAGGAUUUAUUGAAGCGUUUUGUUUCUGUCCAUGUCGGCCAUGUAAGAGGAUAAAGAAAAAAUACGUGACAUGCUUAAAUCCUGUUCGCUCCUUUGCAAUGUCAGAGAAAUUCAGGAACGGGUCAAUGAUGCAGACCAUGACUGAGUAUGUAGAUGAAUCGGCAAAUGCAGGAACUGGUUUGGUUCGUGAUAAAAGACACAAUAGCAACGACUCUGAUGAAUGCUAAUAUUUGUGAAAUUCGAUGCUGAGAUAUUGAGAUAUUGAGAUAUGUUUGAUAGGGAAAACCAAGAUUCUUUAGGAAUGAGGAGAUCUAAAAUUAAUUUACCAUUUACAAAUUGUGUAUUGUGUACAUGGUGUAGUAAAUGAUGGUUGUUUUUUAUGAUCUUCUAUCAAGAUAAUUAGUGAUUUUGAUGAAUGGGUAACUGGACAAUAUGAUUUUCUUUUAUCGGUUUAAAUUUUGACGAGAACAUCAAAGAAAUGCUUUCAUUGCCUGUUUCUUUCAUUAAGCAGACUAAUUGAGUAAAGAAUAAAGUUUAGUAUUUGGAAUACAUGUAUUUAAAAACAAAUCUAUGGCAUCCAUUCAUAAGCGUAUAUUGUGUAUGUACAUGUAUAUAAUAACUGUAAAAUGCUAACAACUGUUUGAUAAAAUGGUUUGUACAUUACUGUGUGUGUUACAAAUAUAUACUAUAUAAUUCAA